Messenger RNA from Batrachochytrium dendrobatidis JAM81, 1464 nucleotides. RefSeq names its product phosphatidylinositol N-acetylglucosaminyltransferase. Bases 1 to 1464 code for a protein of 487 amino acids. Gene Ontology annotation, cellular component: endoplasmic reticulum; membrane. Lineage: Eukaryota; Fungi; Chytridiomycota; Chytridiomycetes; Rhizophydiales. Gene Ontology annotation, biological process: GPI anchor biosynthetic process. The record is from RefSeq and is a predicted model, not a curated record. The transcript is spliced from 8 exons.
AUGCCAAAGAUUAUACACCACACUACAACCGUUUUUUCAAGUAUUGGCAACGUUCAAGGAGAAGAUAUUGAGUAUAUUUUUGGAAAGAUUAAUAUUUUUGCACGAAAUAGUGGAGCCAUAACUCAAUCAAAACGUUCCCAAAACUACUCUACAGCUACUUUGGAUCGAUCCAAUUCAAAUUUAGUUGGAUGUAUCAAGCCAUUUUUAUGGAAGAUUUUUUGUCAAGUUGUUGUAUACCCAAUAUUUUUAGCAGUCUUUGUGUUUAAAAUUGUUGGACAAUUUCUGGUUUGGAUCUUAAACAGCGAUGUGAUUUUUUUCAACACAUCACUGACAAAAACAUCUACAGCUAUGCAUCAAGUUCAAUUGAGACUACAGCAGAUUCUGUUUUGGCCACAACAAUACAUGACUUGGCAUACGAGCAAUACUAAACUUUCUGCAAAAGCGCAGGCGCGAUAUAUUGGAUUUUUUAAUACUGUCUGGCUGGUUGCUAAUGACAUUAUUAUUGGCCUUGCAUUGGGAUCUGUUAUUAUCGACUAUCGGUAUGAAAUUUCAGCAAUACUGAUUGAUUUGUUCAAGACGUGCACGAUUGAAUGGGUAGAUACCACCAUUCAAUGGCUAAUGGGAUGGCCAGCUGGAUUAAAACUUAAUAGCGAGUUGAAUUCGUUUAUUGGUGAAUUGUUUGGCUGGCUUGUUCUAUCUUGGAGUGAAAUAUUUCUUGUGGUCGCGGACUUUAUUCCAGAUAUUCUUUUAUUAGUUGGAAAAACAGGUGUCUUUGGAGCAACCAUGUCCAUCUCCAUCUUGUCAGAUUUGAUCAUGCUAGCCACAGUUCAUUUGCAUUUAUUCUACAUCAUAUCUGCCAAGAUGUACUAUUGGCAAAUUACAGUGAUUCAAUCGUUAUUUACGCUUUUUAGAGGGAAAAAACGCAACGCACUAAGAAAUCGAGUGGAUUCUGCAGAAUACGAUCUUGAUCAGUUGAUGCUGGGAACUUGCUUUUUUACACUUUUAGUGUUUCUACUACCCACUGUAGCCGUGUACUAUAUGCUAUUUUCUGUGUGUCGCAUUGGUGUGGUGAUUAUCCACGCUGUACUGGAAGUUGUUUUGGCCAUUUUAAACCACUUUCCACUAUUUGCUGUAAUGCUGCGUUUCAAAGAUCCUGGUCGACUUCCCCAGGGAAUUCAGUUUACACCCAUUCUGAUCACCGAGUCUUCAAAUCUACUCUGGCGAUUUUUUGGAUGGAAACAAAGGCCGAAUCCAUCCACUGACGAAACCCGAGUUCCGCAAAAUAUUUAUAUUCGCCUCAAAAGUGUGCCGAUUGGAUUCUCUUCUAUAUUUUACCAAUACCGGUUUCUUUAUGAGCGACUGACCAGAUACCAUCUUUCGUCACAAUCUAUCAAGUCAUUGUUUACUGGUGAAAUCAUAUCAACGAUUCCAAGACUCCAGGUAAGAUGGAUCAAUUCUGUAUAA